AUGAAGCGGCGCCGGGGGGCGGCCCCGGCGGUCCCGCCGCUGCAGCGCCCGGCCAUUCUUACUGGGCCCGCGCCGCCCCGCGCCUGGGGCUGGCUGGGCGCGGGGCUCUGGCCGGCGCUGCUCGUGGGGCUGCUGGCCGCCAUCGUCGCCUGGUUCUGGUACGGCGACAGCGACGGGCGAGACGAGGCGGCGGCGGCCGGCAGAGAGGGGCCCCGGCGGGUGAGCGCGGGGAGCGCAGGGGAUGCUGCGGCGGGCGGGGAGGGGUCUGCUGCUGCCCCGUCCGGCUCUUCGAAUCCGGGAGGGGAUCUGGCGGCUGCUUCAAGGGAGGAGCUCAACCAUGUUUUGGGCGAGCCUGUGGAGCUGGAGCGGCUGAUCCCGAAGCGCGGUGUCACGGAGCCGGGGGAGCAUCCAGCUGAUGUGGCCGGCAGCCAGGCAGGCGAGCUGGAAGCCCAGGUGGGACAGGCAAGUGGCGGAUGGUGCGUGAUGAACUUGGCAGGGGCCUCUGACGAUGAGUGUAAGGACAGGAGCGAGGAGCAGCCGUGUCAGCCAGCUGAGAGGAGGGACUUGGACCAUGAAGAGUGGGAAGUUGUUUCUGAGCACCUGGUCGAAGGGAAGGAUGGCAGCAUGGAAGACUCAGACAGCAAGGAAUGGGAACCAGGAGACUGCUGUGACGGGGACUGGAAAGCAAAGCGAGUUGCAGCCGUGCCGCCGAUGUUCCAGAACAUCCACGUGGCUUUCCGUGUGCACUACGUCACCCACUCCGAGGCACAGCUCAUCGGUGUCACCGGGGACCACGAGUGCCUGGGCCAGUGGCACAGCUACGUCCCCCUCAGGCGCGACAAGGAUGGCUUCUGGUCCGAAUCCAUCAGCCUGCCCGUGGACACCAGAGUGGAAUGGAAAUUUAUCUUGGUGGAGAAUGGCAAGGUCAGACGCUGGGAAGAAUGCGGUAACAGGACCCUAGUGACUGAACACGAAGAUCAAAUUGUUCAUCAGUGGUGGGGGUACCAUUAACGGGAAGGUGGAAGCUGCUGAUCUAAUGGCAGACCUGCCUAGGUGAACCACGGAGCCCCUAAACCUUAGCGGGGCUCCCCUUCUUCUCUAGGAGACCCUCUCGAGUGCAGAGUUCUGGAAAUCCCAUAUUGAGCCACCUAAGCAGCAGAUGUCUUUAGGAAAUCUUUUGGCAACCUGUAAAAUCAACUUUGAGUGCGUGCUGAAGAGACACAAGGUAGGCUAAGAAGGCACGAGCAGCAUUCCAAGCACCUGCCUGUCCAGGUGGAUCUGGACCCUGGACUUGAGUUAGUGUUGCUUUGAGUGGGGCUGUGGGAUGCAUCUUGGGCUUGGGAAGCGUACUGGGAGGUGUGGUUACCAGCACUGUAACAGGAACUUAAGUGUUUUAAUCUAUGUAAUGUAUUAAGGAAACAAUAAACAUUUUCAGAUUGACAGUUCAUUA
Molecule: messenger RNA, 1450 nt
Organism: Passer montanus (Eurasian tree sparrow)
Lineage: Eukaryota; Metazoa; Chordata; Aves; Passeriformes; Passeridae
Gene: STBD1
Product: starch binding domain 1
Exons: 3
Coding region: 1-1011 (336 amino acids)
Cellular component (GO): membrane
Molecular function (GO): starch binding; glycogen binding
Source: RefSeq, a predicted model, not a curated record